AUCCAUCAUCCAUGUAUAACCCCAAUCUCUUUCCAAUUUCAAACCCAAAAACAAAGAACCUUCUCAGAGGAUGAGGAUUUGUAAUGGGAGCAAGCCCCUUUUCAAUGACAAACUCUAUUAUCCACGCGCUGUCCUUGUUGCUCUUAGCCUUCUUAGCUUUCAUUCAAGUUGCGAAUUCUGAUCAGCAAAACAAGAACGAAGACAAUGAACCAUUCGUGGGUGUGAACAUUGGCACAGAUGUCUCGAACCUGAUGUCACCAUCAGAGCUUGUGGCGUUCCUUCAGAAGCAGAAGAUCACACACAUCCGUCUCUACGAUGCAAACACCGACAUCCUCGGAGCCUUGUCCGACACCAACAUUCGUGUCACCAUCAGCGUACCCAACAACCAGCUCAUCGCUAUUGCUUCCUCCAACACCACCGCUUCUUCAUGGAUCCGUCGAAACGUCGUCGCUCACUACCCUCGCACCCUCAUCGCCGCCAUCUCCGUCGGCGACGAGGUUUUAACCACCGUCCCUUCCUCCGCCCCUCUUCUCCUCCCCGCCAUUCAGUCCCUUCACUCUGCACUCGUAGCUUCAAAUCUUCACAAUCAGAUCAAAGUUUCAACCCCUCAUUCUGCUUCCAUAAUCGUCGACCCUUUUCCUCCUUCUCAGGCUUUCUUCAACCAAACCCUUUCCUCUUUCGUCUUCCCUCUUCUUCAGUUCCUUUCCCAAACUGGGUCCCCUUUCAUGCUCAACCUUUACCCUUACUACGUCUUCAUGCGGAACAAGGGUGUUGUUCCUCUCGACAACUCCUUGUUGAAGCCUCUCGCGCCUUCUAAGGAAAUGGUGGACCCCAACACUCUUCUUCACUACACCAGCGUUUUUGAUGCCAUGAUCGAUGCUGCUUAUUUUUCCAUGAAGAACCUUAACGUUACCGAUGUUGUGGUUCUUGUCACCGAAACGGGUUGGCCUUCCAAGGGUGAUUCCAAGGAGCCUUAUGCAACCAGAGACAAUGCGGACACUUACAAUUCCAACUUGAUCAAGCAUGUUUUUGAUCGUAGUGGAACCCCUUUGCAUCCCGAAACUACUUCGAAUGUGUUUAUAUACGAACUUUUCAACGAGGAUUUGAGGUCCCCGCCAGUGUCUGAGGCUAACUGGGGUUUGUUUUAUGGGAAUGCUACGCCUUCUUAUUUGCUUCGUGUGUCUGGAAUUGGAACUUUUCUGGCCAAUGAUGCUGCCAAUCAGACAUACUGCAUUGCCAUGGAUGGUGUUGAUUCCAAGACUUUGCAGGCAGCUUUAGAUUGGGCUUGUGGACCGGGGCGAUCUAAUUGUUCGGAGAUUCAACCUGGGGAGAAUUGUUAUCAGCCUAAUAAUGUGAAGAAUCAUGCUUCUUAUGCGUUUGAUAGCUAUUACCAGAAUGAAGGGAAGUCUCCUGAGUCUUGUGACUUCAAAGGAGCAGCUAUGAUCACAACCAGUGACCCCAGUCACGGCAACUGUCUAUUUCCUGGAAGUAAGGAAUUAAGCAACAAGACAAAGCAAGUAGUGAACUCUACUCAUUCAAGCAAUGCAGGGGAGAAGUUGAGGUUCAGAACCUUUAGCAGCAUCAAAAUAAGUGCAAUGAACAACAUUUUGCACAUUUACUUAGUUGCUGCUUUCCCCACUAUGUUGUUAUUCGUUUUGUGAGUUGCAAAUAAUAGAUUUUUUUUUGGAGGUGGGGGAAUAUGUAGGAUUGUUUUGAAUUUCUUAGUGACAAAGGAUAAGAGAAAAAGAAUUCUGGAUGACCUGUUGUUCUAAACUUAGUGCUUAAAGAUAGAUGCUUCCUUUUAAGAAAGUAGGGUGUAUAAUUUUCACGUGGGGGGUUGUUGUAAUUAAAUAUGCUUCCUUUUGUUAACUAAUUUAUGUAAAAAAUGAACAUAAUAGGAAUAGAUCUUCUCAUAUAA
Gastrolobium bilobum is the source of this 1918-nucleotide messenger RNA. Its product is annotated as glucan endo-1,3-beta-glucosidase 1-like. Gene Ontology annotation, molecular function: hydrolase activity, hydrolyzing O-glycosyl compounds. The record is from RefSeq and is a predicted model, not a curated record. Lineage: Eukaryota; Viridiplantae; Streptophyta; Magnoliopsida; Fabales; Fabaceae. The coding region runs from base 84 to 1661 and encodes 525 amino acids. The transcript is spliced from 3 exons. Gene Ontology annotation, biological process: carbohydrate metabolic process. Gene Ontology annotation, cellular component: plasma membrane.